AUGUCUGCAACUGGCCGUAUUGCUGCAUCGAUGUCUGCAACUGGCCGUAUUGCUGCAUCGAUGUCUGCAACUGGCCGUAUUGCUGCAUCGAUGUCUGCAACUGGCCGUAUUGCUGCAUCGAUGUCUGCAACUGGCCGUAUUGCUGCAUCGAUGUCUGCAACUGGCCGUAUUGCUGCAUCGAUGUCUGCAACUGGCCGUAUUGCUGCAUCGAUGUCUGCAACUGGCCGUAUUGCUGCAUCGAUGUCUGCAACUGGCCGUAUUGCUGCAUCGAUGUCUGCAACUGGCCGUAUUGCUGCAUUAAAGGCUGCAAUGGGUAUUGCUGCAUCGAUGUCUGCAACUGGCGUAUUGCUGCAUCGAUGUCUGCAACUGGCCGUAUUGCUGCAUCGAUGUCUGCAACUGGCCGUAUUGCUGCAUCGAUGUCUGCAACUGGCCGUAUUGCUGCAUCGAUGUCUGCAACUGGCCGUAUUGCUGCAUCGAUGUCUGCAACUGGCCGUAUUGCUGCAUCGAUGUCUGCAACUGGCCGUAUUGCUGCAUCGAUGUCUGCAACUGGCCGUAUUGCUGCAUCGAUGUCUGCAACUGGCCGUAUUGCUGCAUUAA
Peronospora farinosa is the source of this 597-nucleotide messenger RNA. NCBI's taxonomy places the organism in Eukaryota, Oomycota, Peronosporomycetes, Peronosporales, Peronosporaceae. The record is from the annotation of a GenBank genome assembly.